This is a messenger RNA of Trifolium pratense (red clover), 1385 nucleotides long. RefSeq lists its product as uncharacterized. Bases 184 to 822 code for a protein of 212 amino acids. The transcript has 2 exons. Lineage: Eukaryota; Viridiplantae; Streptophyta; Magnoliopsida; Fabales; Fabaceae. The record is from RefSeq and is a predicted model, not a curated record.
UUUGGCGCCGUUGCCGGGGAUUGUUGAGUGAUUUUGACAAGGCAAUUUAUUUUACUUAGGAUUUUUUUUUAAUUUUUUUUUUCCUUUCUAUUAUUUUCUUUUUAUUCUUGUAUAUAUGAAUUUUCUCUUUAUGUCUACUUUAGUUUUCUUUGCUGCUGAAAAUUUUCUCUAAGUUUUGUAGCAAUGAAAUGGAUUGAUAAUAGAUUGGUUGAUUGCAAAGAAAUAAAUAUCAUUUGUUAUCAACUAUGUUUACUAUCUUAUGCACAAGAGAGAUUGGAUGCACAUAUUUCGAGAUUGAAGGCAAGAAGUGAUUUUUGUGGACCGAAUCAUCACAAUGACUAUUUUGAGGAGUAUUGUUUGAAUGAAAAAGAGCGCGAACUGAUCAACAUUGAUUACAACUUUCAACUCAAAAAGAUUUUGGAGGAAUUUUUGAGGUCAAAUCAAGGUUCAUUUGAUGGAUUUGAAGUUGAAUGUGGUAAUCUUGUUGAAAAGGCAAAUGAGUGUGAGAAGUUGGUUGAGAUGGAGAUGAAACAUCAUGCUAUUGGAGAAGAAAAAAAAUUGAAAAACAAGAAGAAUGACAUGAGAAGAGUAAAUCAUGUUGAUCUCUAUGUAACGUUUGAGUCUCAACCAAUGGAGUCUAAAGAGAAAAAUCUCUUGCAAAAGAAAUCUCAUUCUUCUCCAAGGUGGGAGAGUGCUUGUUCCAAAAGCUUAGUUGUUGGAAGAUGGGAACAUUUGCUUCUCUAUGCUAAGUUCAUGGAAUUCUUAACCAACAAGAGGAAGAAGAAGGAUGACGUGUUCUUGCUAUCAUUUAUGCCACCCUAACAGUGGUUAAGGCGUCAAGCUAAUGACGUUAAAGAAGCGCUUCUUGGGAGGCAACCCAUGAUAGUGUGUCAUAUGAUGAGCAAAGAGGGAGUUAACUAUUGUAAUAUGAUGGGCUUGUCUAAAAAGAAAAGAAACGUGGACUUUAUGCUUGUGUGGCCCAACAUGAAACAAGGAGGUUUCGUUGAUUAUUAUAAGUAAGAGGAGCUGGAGACAGAAGGAGAGUUACGCAGAGAGAGAGAAAGGCCGGGGAUAAUCACGUACAACAAGAAGAAAAAGGGAAUCACGCACACCCUAGAGCAAACGGAACAUCACGCACACCCUGGAGAACGAAAGGAGCUGGCCGUAUCAACAAGCAGCAACAUAGUUUAUGGUCUUGUUCUUCUCCUUAUUAUGUUGCUUAUUAAUUUAAUUAUGAGAAGCUGAAUUCUAUUGAUUGGUUCUUAGAGGAUUUUGAUUAUUAUUUCUCUUGAACAAUGUGAUUAUCAUUUGAUAUGAUAAAUGAAUUACGAAGUUAGUUUCUUCAAUUAUUCCUUGUGCUUAAUGCUUUACAUGACUUGAUCAAU